CACAGGCUUAUCAUAUGAUUUCUUUUUUUUUUCCCCAUCCAUACAUUUUAUUUGAUGAUUUCUUUCGCUUUCCUUUGUCGUGCUUGUGUACAUCAAACGGUAAAUACGACGACCACAUCAACGACCUAUUUUCUGAGAUUAUCACUAUUCUGAUUUCAGAUUGAAAUCUUUUUUUUUCGCAAGAUCUUAGUACUUCGAUCAUCUUAUUUAGUACUUAUAAAAAGCUUAAUCGCUUUUUUUAUGUCUUGAUCUUGAAGAAACCAUGGCGCCCGGUGGUCGUGACAAGAAAAAGCAGCUCCGUGAGCUAGCUGGCGUGCCUCAGAGUGGACAGAUAUCCUCUAGCUUUGGUCCUGGAAUGACCUUAGUGGAUGACAAUGCUGGGUCGUAUGGUUCUGUCGGGAAUGGAGGAUCUGCAGGUGGUCUAGGCGGAGGUCUAGGAGGCCUUUUCGGCGCAGGAGAUGAGGGAGACGUCUCCAUCGACGUGAAAAGGAAGAGCCUAGAAGAGCAGAAAAAGAAGGAGCAAUUGUUGGCGACGUUGACGGAGAAGACCAAGGAAGUGAAUAUUGGGUUGACCAUUUUCGCGUCACACAGGAGAGUGACGCAUGACGCGCUCGGAGCUGUGAUCAAUAUCAAAAACCCAUCCGCGAAUCCAGCUUCGACCAAAGAAGCUGUCGACAAGGUUCAAAAACUCUUGAACGAAACCAAGCAGCUAGCUGAUCAGUCUCAAAAAGCCAUGCUGGAACUUGAGCAACUUCAGCCUAAAGCGAAGUCGCCUGCAGAGAAACAGAUGGUCUCUAGAACCUUGAUGCAAGGAAGUGAAGGAUUCAAGGAUGGCCUUACCGAACUACUGGACUUACAGGAAGAUUUUAGGGAGCUGGUUGGAGAAAUGAAGACGGCUGGGGGACAGACAGGUAUAAAAUACACAACGACAACUACUGAGCAGAUCAUCUUUUUCUUUGCAUCUGCAUGGAAGAUGUGAAAUGGAAAUUGAUCCCUUGUUGGUUAUCAUCUGCUGCAGUCCCAGUCAUUUGAUCUUUUCAUAAACUUAUCAUUGUCAUUCCUGUUACUCACCUUCUUAGUCUUCAUAAGCCAUUACCAAUUAUAUUGGAUCAUGUCUUCAUAACCCAUUAGCAAGUUACUUAAAUGGAUCACGUCUUAAUAACCCAGCAUUACCAAGUUACUUAUAAAUGGAUCCACACGUAAGUUUACCACCUCCUCCCAACAGGUGGCGCCCAAACGCAAAAGCAAGCCGCAACACAGAACCAGCAGCAGUUGCAAAAGUUGCUGGAUGAUGCUGUGGCGAUCAAGGCUCUCGAAACUCAAGUGUUGGAGUUGAAUGAUAUGGUGAACUACUGCAUGGUACUGUCAAUACUACUUACUGUCAAUACUAAUAUUGCCGCCGAUUGACGUUUUACCUUCAGCGUCUGCUAGAAGAAGUAGGACAAAUGGUUAAGUAGGACUAGGGCUAGGUCGUUUACGUUUUAGAGCGCUGUAUUGGGUGGUCCAAAACGAUGCUGCAACUUUUGAUCAUGCAGCUUCAAACUUUCUUCCUGCUACUCUUAUUUUCUUCCUGCUGCUCGUUCUGCAGCUCGUUGUACUCCUAGUUAAUAUUCCUUGUUCACAUGCUCCUCGUCCUACGAUCCUCGUCCUACGAUCCUCGUGCUACGAAGAUCCUCGUCCUACGAUGAUCCACCUAUGAAUUACUACACAAUCAAAAAAUCCACUUUGAACUUGAACUACAGGCCCUGACCGAAAAGCAAACGAAACUCCUUCAAAACAUUGAAACCGCCGUGGACGAAACGGAGGAAUACACUGGCGCUGCUGUCGUCAAGCUGGAACAUGCUGAGGAGCAUCAAGACGCCUAUCUUCGAAAACGGCGCAUCAUCAUGUGCAUGAUCGGAAGUGCCGUUGUGAUCUUGAUAGUGUUAAUUGUCCUUCUCUUGCUCCCGAAAUGCGGAGUCGACGUGAAUUGCGGAUGUGGUGCAAAAAAUAAUGCAGGAGGAGCGGCACCAGCUGCAGGAGGAGCGGCGCCAGCUGGAGCGGCACCAGCUGGAGCGGCGCCAGCUGCUGGAUCGUCUUUUUUGGAGAGCUUGUAUCCGCUUCGUGAUUGCCCAUGUGAGUGUGACGAGGAAAAUGCGAAUACGGAACAUAUUGCGGAGCAGGGAAGUUCUACUUCCGCACCGUCAUUCCUGGACGAAGACGAACAGGAACGUCAAGAUGAUGUUGUCUUGACCAAACAAGCUUCCGGUAUUGCAGCAUUAGAGAUCGAUACGAACGGAGACGUUUUGAGCAAUCCGGCGGAAAAAUCCGGAGACUUCUAGAUGCAACAAAAACUGGAGACAUUUGAUUGAAGUUGUUGUUGUAGGAGAAUUUUGUAUUGUGAUAGUCAUGUACAGCGAUUUUUGGAAGAAAUUGAAAUAAGUAGGAUCAAGAAUACAACAGUAUAUGGAUCAACAAUGAAGAGUGAUAAUAUUAUCGAAAAAUGGCACAGUUAUCUAACAGAAUUUUUACGCAUCGAAACUGAAAAUGUACGAUGGGAAAAAGAGGAGUGAUUUGAUGCAAGAACAUGAAUACUUCGAUUAAACAAACGCAAGAAUAAGAAAGGAGUAGCACGAAGUCAGAAAAUGGUAGAUAGAGGUAGAACUUGUGCUUGUGGAGCAAUGAUGAUAAAUAGGAGACGCUAGUCCAGCACCUAUGCUUAGUUCUUCAACUUGAAAAUUAUGUUAGGAAAAAACGACGUUAUUAAGUAGCAAUUAUGUUGUAGACGAAACUACAGCAGCUUGUGCUUGACUCAGCUAGGUUGCUGAAAAAACACAUGUAGUCGUGAAGCUUAUGGUUAUGGCUGCUAUGUAUUGCU
Amoebophrya sp. A25 is the source of this 2857-nucleotide messenger RNA. The record is from the annotation of a GenBank genome assembly. Lineage: Eukaryota; Dinophyceae; Syndiniales; Amoebophryaceae.